AUGGAGCCUGGCCGCAGCCGGGAGAAACCACGUGUGCCCCUUGUCUACGUCAACACCUUCGGCUCCCACCGCUGUGGCUCCAUCAUCCGCUACGGCCAGGGCUUCCAGCAGGCUGAGGCAGGCCGGGCUAGACCCCGGCUUUCCCAGCCAGGCCCUACAGGCGAGGACAGGAGGCUGAGGGCCACCCCGGCACUGGGGGACAAAGCCAGCCCUGGGCCACCCGCCACCGGUGACAGGGACCAGCAAGUGGGGAGCUGUGGUGUGGCAAAGCCUGUCAGCCGCCAUCGUGGUGACCUUCAAGAGGCUAAGGCUGACACCUUUGAUUUUCCCUUCCCUUCAAGAACUGUUGAUAAAGUAAUUAAACGAAAGAAGCAAAAGUCCAAAGUCUGGUUUAAGGUUCAGAAAGUAAUUUCAAAAAUGCUUGAAGAAAAUGAACAGUUCAGAAGUCGACUCUUGACUUGCAGUCAGUCUAAUAGAGAAGGCAGGAGUCCAUCUUUGUCUCGGUAUAGCAAGAAAAUAAGGGAAGAUUAA
Pterocles gutturalis (yellow-throated sandgrouse) is the source of this 531-nucleotide messenger RNA. Its product is annotated as chromosome unknown open reading frame, human C5orf47. The coding region runs from base 1 to 531 and encodes 176 amino acids. NCBI's taxonomy places the organism in Eukaryota, Metazoa, Chordata, Aves, Pterocliformes, Pteroclidae. The transcript is spliced from 4 exons. The record is from RefSeq and is a predicted model, not a curated record.